AUGUCCACCCACACAACCCCCCAUCUCGACAGGAAGGUGCUCCUCGCACUCGUCCCACUAGCCUCCCUCGCAGCUUCCCACGAAGGCAACCCCAACGCCCACGGACCUGUGAAUUUCUCUGAAAUUGCCGAAAGCAUUACGGCGGCAGCCACGACCUCUACAAGUGGAACUCAGCCGGCGUCAGCCAUCGAAACAAGCAACAGCAGCAGCAGCAGUCACUCAACGCACCUAACUCCUUCGCUUCUUCAUGGAAUCAUCCCAAGUGUCACCGCCUCUACUUCUACGUCCCCUACUCCGGAGGCGGCAGAUCAGACCAGGACGCAGACAGUUUGGGCCACUGUUGCCCAAGUGACAGAGAUAAUAAUUGUCAUCAAGACACUUCCACUUACUCCAGACCAUCAGGCUAGUGCUUCGGAUACCUCUACCUCGUCGUCAACGACAACAUCAAGUCAAAACACGGACACAGACCCCCUUGUGAUCAUCCCCGUCACUGGAACCGUGACUGACUUAAUCAACUACGACACCUACACUGCCCCCGCCUCUCUACCGCCCUUGCCUCCUCUUCUUCCUCCUCCCCGUCCCAAGGGUAGCGCCAGCAGCAAAUCGUCGUCGAUCUCGGAUGACGGCCCACUGGAAAUUAUACCUGUCACCGGUACGGUUACUGAUUUGGUGGAUUACGAGACUGUGAUGGUGCCGAGCGCUACUGCUACCACCGUAGUAGUUAUUCCUGUUUCUUCUGGGUCUGGGUCUGGGUCUAGCGGCAGUACAAAGAGUCAGGACGUGGGACAGAUGCUGGGACAUAUUCAGGGAAUGGGGGGACAGAGCAACAGUCGUGUGUUGGUACAUCCUACGGUGAGCGUGGGGGAUCGGUUGACGGUUGUUGUCAGUGGGAGUGACGGGAGGACUACUAUUACGAGGGAUUCUCCGGUGGCGAGUGCCAGUUCUAGUCCGGAAGCGAAAGGGGAAGGAAGUGGUGGUGAGUUUUGCAAGGAGGAGAAGGAGGAUGAAGAAUAA
This is a messenger RNA of Neurospora crassa OR74A, 1014 nucleotides long. RefSeq lists its product as hypothetical. The record is from RefSeq and is a predicted model, not a curated record. The coding region runs from base 1 to 1014 and encodes 337 amino acids. Lineage: Eukaryota; Fungi; Ascomycota; Sordariomycetes; Sordariales; Sordariaceae. The transcript has 2 exons.